GUCCUUUGCCACGCGCGUGAUGGGAAGAGCCGCCUAGUUCUUCUUGACUCAUUCAAACUUUUUUUCUGUCAACAUUGAUUUGGUUUUAUUGAAGACCUGUUUCUGUGUCUGCGAGACAUCGUGGAGUGACGGAUACCGAUACCCGACUUGACCGGGUAGUUUCUGUUUGUUUUUACUUUCUUCGGGACGGUGAGUUCUAGCUAGCCGACUCCAUUUCUCGCAGUUGGAGGGGCGUGUUGGACUUAGCAAACAAGCUAACUUUUCCUGGGAUGCUAACGGACUUUUAAAGUGUUAACGGUCGCUUUCGAACAAGUUUUUUUCCACUCGAUACCUUUACAUUAAGGUAGUUGGAAGUUCCCUGUGUGUUUUGGCUACUUAAUCAGUAGCGGGUGUUCAACCGGGGGAUUUUCCCGUCGACGUUGCCGGGGUUUAAAUCCUGAAAAUAAAAAUGUCGAGCUACACUCGCCAUCGGCACGGAUCUCUGGCUCCUAAAAUUGUGCCAAUCCGACAGAAACUACAGUUUACCUCCAGCGAUGGGGAGGAUGAGUCCAUAGAGGACGUAAACAACAGCACCGGAGGGGAGUCCGGCUUCACGGAGAUGGAUUCCCCGAUGCCAGUGCGACGGGACACGGUGGAUAAGCGCCUGGAGGGCAGCAGCAGCCCCCUGAACCAGUCCUGCGGGGACGACGAGGUGGAGCUGUGGGACGAGGAGAGCUUCGGAUCCCCCUCUCACCUCCGGUCCCCAAGCAGCGUGAUCUUCGCCCGCUGCUCCCCGUCUCCAAGGAAGUCCUCCCGGCUGUACGGAGGCUCCCCGGACCGGUCAUACGUGCAGGACGACGGGGAAGCGUCCAGCUCUCCGAUCCCCGACUGCCCCGACACACCUCCACACAAAACCUUCAGAAAACUCAGACUCUUUGACACUCCGCACACACCAAAGAGUUUGCUUUCCAAAGCCAGGAGCGCCGGGUCGGGGUCGUCCAGUCGGAGAGUCGCCCUGUUCAAGAAUGUGGAGCCUUCAAGAAAGUCUCUCUCAGACAGCAGCAGGAGACAGCAGACGCCUCUGGUCAACUUUAACCCUUUCACCCCCGACUCCCUGCUCAUACAGUCCGCCACACAGCAGAGGAACAGGAAGAGAGCGCACUGGAAUGACUCCUGUGGAGAAGACAUGGAGGCGAGCGACGGAGAGGGAGAGGAGGAAUUAUUGCCACCAUCAAAG
Molecule: messenger RNA, 1216 nt
Organism: Notothenia coriiceps (black rockcod)
Lineage: Eukaryota; Metazoa; Chordata; Actinopteri; Perciformes; Nototheniidae
Product: wee1-like protein kinase
Exons: 3
Source: RefSeq, a predicted model, not a curated record